This is a messenger RNA of Quercus robur (English oak), 3390 nucleotides long. Its product is annotated as E3 ubiquitin-protein ligase BRE1-like 1. Gene Ontology annotation, cellular component: nucleus; HULC complex. Bases 413 to 3187 code for a protein of 924 amino acids. The transcript is spliced from 20 exons. Lineage: Eukaryota; Viridiplantae; Streptophyta; Magnoliopsida; Fagales; Fagaceae. The record is from RefSeq and is a predicted model, not a curated record. Gene Ontology annotation, molecular function: ubiquitin protein ligase activity; metal ion binding.
UAUUCUCUCUCUCCUCCUCGAGUUUCAGAGAGAAAGAAAGAGAGAGAGAGAGAGAGACUGUGUGUGUUGGUUUUUUAGAGAGAGAAACUAGAGAGAGAAAAUUCAAAACCCUAGAAAUCCAUACUGAGAAAAAUCAAGAAAAAGCUUGAUUUGAAUUAGGGUUUAGGGAAAUCAAGGUUUGGAAACUAAAUAGGGAACUUUUUUUUUUUUUUGGGGUGGGGGGGAAAUCUGUGUGUGUGUAUUUUGUUUGGGAACUUAGGGUUUUGAGGGAUUGAUUGGUUUAGGGUUUUUUUUUUUUUGGUGUGAAUUCGUGGUUUUGGGAAUUUGUGGAUGUGUGAAGUAGGGUGUUUUUGGUGUUAGGGUAAUGAGAGUGGAGUUUGUGGUUGUGGUGGAAGGUUGCUAGGGUUUCGAAAUGGGGAGCACAGGUGAGCCAGACCGAAAACGGCGUCACUUUAGCUCAGUUUCACCCACUGCUGCUAAGCAGCCAUUCUUGCCAAUUUCUGAGGACAAAAAGCUUGAUAUUGCUGUUCUUCAAUAUCAAAAUCAAAAGCUUGUACAGAAGUUAGAAGCUCAGAAGGUUGAGAAUUUUGCACUUGAGAACAAAUUCUCUCAACUGAAGCAGAAACAACAACCAUAUGAUUCCACAUUAGUAGUGGUCAAUAAGUCCUUGGACAAGCUGGUUAAUGACUUGGGAUCGUCUUCCAUCUGCACAAGAGAGUCGAGUAGUGAACGAGAUGUUAAACAUUUUCCUGUUAGGGAGGAUGGGGCUCCAUCUAUGUUUAAGGAUGCUUUUCUUAGUCGGCUCAUAGAAACAGGUGCAACUGAAAGUUCCUCAAUGAAUGAUUGCCCAAAUCAGAUGGAAGAAGAGAGAGAAAGUGCCUCAGAGAGAACUAAGAACAUUUUUCUCAAUAUAGUAGCUGCCACCGAUAGCCUGUGGCAUCUAAAGGAUGGAUUACUCACUGCAGUUUUGAAGGAGCUUCCAGAAGAUGGCUCAUGCAGGCAAAAGGCAUCCUGUGAUUUAGAGAAAGAAGUUAAGAACUUGAGGUUGGAAUUUAGCGAUCUUCAUUUGAAGCACAAAACACUAGCACGGGAAUUGCAGAGGCACCAAGACAUUGAUGCAAAAAAUAAAGCUGAGAUUAAACGUUUAAGAGGGGAGUUGGAGGUUACACUUGCAGAAUUGGAAGAAAGUAAUUGCAAUUUGGUAUCUCUUAAAGCACAGAGAGAUGCUGCAAAAGGGGCAUUUUUCCCUGUCUUAAAUCUAGGGAAUAAGCAAGUUGCCAAUGAAAGGGUCAGAGAUAAACAAAAAGAUCUGCACGAUAUGGAAUCAACUCUCAAAGAACUAAUGGACCAAGCUUCAUGUCGGCUAAUGGAAUUAAAUAGUCUUCAUGAAGAAAGGAUAAAAAUAUUACUGCAGUUAUCAAGUUUGCGGAACACGUUGAAGAAUGUGAAGUGUAUUUCCUCUUCCAAUGCUUACCUCCUGGUGAAAGAUCAAAUAGAAAAGUCAAAAUCUGAAGUUUUGCAAUAUCAGGCCUUAUAUGAGAAACUACAGGCUGAGAAGGACAAUCUUUUGUGGAGUGAGAGAGAAUUGAGCAUUAAAAAUGACAUGGUUGAUGUUUUUCGAAGAUCUUCUACAAUUGAUGAUUCUAGAGCAACAGAUUUGAGAGUAGAAAUACAGAAACAAAUUGAGGAAAGAAAUAGGCUUGAAUCGAAGCUGGAAGAGGCAUCAAGAGAACCAGGAAGAAAAGAAAUCAUUGCUGAAUUUAGAACCUUGGUUUCUUCGUUUCCUGAAGAAAUGAGCACUAUGCAAAGAGAAUUAAGUAAAUACAAAGAGGCUGCCUCGGAUGUUCAUUCUCUUCGGGCUGACGUGCAAUCUCUUUCUGGAAUUCUGGAGAGGAAGGUGAAAGAGUUUGAAACUUUAUCGGCCAGAUCUGCUGACCAAGUUGCUGAGAUGAAGAAGUUGCAAGCUGUGGUCCAAGAUUUGAAGGAAAGUGAUUUGGAGUUAAAGUUGAUUUUAGAAAUGUAUAGACGUGAAUCCACUGAUUCAAGGGAUGUCAUUGAAGCCAAGGACUUGGAAUACAAGGCAUGGGCUCAUGUUCAAACCUUGAAAUCCUCUCUUGAUGAGCACAACUUGGAAUUACGAGUGAAGACAGCAAAUGAAGCUGAGGCCAUAUCCCAACAAAGGCUGGCUGCAGCAGAAGCUGAUAUUGCUGAGCUGAGGCAGAAGUUGGAAGCUUCUAAAAGGGAUAUUUCUAGGCUUACUGAUGUCCUAAAAUCAAAAAAUGAAGAAAAUGAGGCCUACUUAUCUGAAAUUGAGUCAAUUGGACAGGCAUAUGAUGAUAUGCAGAAUCAAAAUCAACAUCUGUUGCAGCAAAUUACUGAGAGAGACGACUAUAAUAUUAAGCUUGUCUUAGAGGGCAUCAGGGCAAGACAGCUGCAGGAUACUCUACUUAUGAACAAACGAACCAUGGAGAGGGAGCUUCAGCAAGCAAGUACUUCUCUUAGUUUUUAUGACAUGAAAUCUGCAAGAAUCGAAGAUCAGUUGAAAGUUUGCUCAGAACAAAUUCAGAAAUUUGCAGAUGAUAAAUUUCAUAGUUCAGUUGCUUUUGAAAAUACACAAAAGAAAUUAUUAGAUGUGAGAAGAUCAUCUCAGCAAGCAAGGGAGUCCCUGGAGGAAUCACAAUCAAAAGUUGAAAAAAGUAGAGUGGUCCUUGUGGAGUUGCAGAUAGAAUUAGAGAGAGAAAGGUUUGACAAGAAAAGAACAGAGGAGGAAUUGGAAGUUGUAAGGAGAAAGGAAUCACAUCUUAGAGUGCAGACAGAAGGCUCAUCAAUUGUUGAGAAGCUUCAGGAGGAACUCAGAGAAUACCGGGAAAUAUUGAAGUGCAGUAUCUGCCUUGACAGGACAAAAGAGGUGCAUGGCUGGUUGUCAUUACAAAAUGCUACCACUUGUUCUGCAAUCCUUGUGUACAAAGAAUCACUGAAACUCGUCACCGAAAGUGUCCAACGUGUUCAGCAAGUUUUGGGCCUAACGAUGUCAAACCUGUAUACAUUUGACAGGAAACCAAGAAAACUUUGUUUUUGUUUCUUGAUGAGGCCUGCAAUGCUGCCUUUAGGUGCAUAUGACCUGGUGCACAUUAUUGGAGGCUUGGUAUAUGAUACCAACAAAAGGUCACAUGUAUUGUUAUAUUAGAGAAUUGUAGAGUAACAUUGUCAAGAGCCAGUUAAGAUUAUCAACCAGUGGAAAUCAUCUUAAUUUUGCUGGUUUUAGUUGUAGGUUGUUGAUUUUUGUUUUGUUUUGGCUUUUUAAUUAUUGUAUUUAUUAUGUUUGUUUUCUCAUAUAACUGCGGAGAUCCUCUGGAAUCUUUCAAUGUAUUGUUUGCAGAUUAGUCAGAA